Messenger RNA from Myotis myotis, 2954 nucleotides. RefSeq names its product tyrosine-protein phosphatase non-receptor type substrate 1-like. The transcript has 7 exons. Bases 68 to 1507 code for a protein of 479 amino acids. Gene Ontology annotation, cellular component: plasma membrane. The record is from RefSeq and is a predicted model, not a curated record. NCBI's taxonomy places the organism in Eukaryota, Metazoa, Chordata, Mammalia, Chiroptera, Vespertilionidae.
GGCUCAUGUAGUGCUUCAUCUGGGGGUUGGCGCCUGCACGGACCAGGGAAGCUGUGAGCUUCCCGCCAUGACUGCCACGCUGGGGCAGGCCCUGGGCUCCCUCCUGCCUACCCUUCUGCUGGGACUCGCAGCUGGGCAGCCGUUCAUCACCCUGACGGGCCCGGCAGAGAGGGCAGCCCCUGGAAACUCGGUGCCUUUCAACUGCACCGCCGGCCCCUUCAGCUCCCAGGACAUCAGUGUCACCUGGAUGAAGGACUGGGAUGAGCAUCCAGCCUCCGCUCAGCGCCUGGUGACUGAUGACAAAGGCAAUUACUCCAUCACCAGCAAGGUGUGGCUGACGCUGGUGCGCCAAGAUGUCUCGUCAGAGAUCACCUGCGAAGUCACCCACAGGGACCUGGCAGCGCCCCUGCACAGGACCAUGAACCUCUCCCAAGUGCUCCGAGUGGUUCCCACCCUGAAGAUCACCGCCCAGCCCUCCGAGGCGAACACCCCCCAUCAUCAGAGAGUGAAUCUCACUUGCCACGCCAGCCACUUCUAUCCCUCCCACCUGCACCUCACCUGGAUGGAGAACAGGCACACCGUCCACACCGUGCCGGCCCCCCAGGUCACCAGAAACGCAGAUGGGACCUACUCUCUGGCGCACACGUGGCAGGCAGCGGCCAAGCCCAACGGGAGCGAGUUUGCCUGCUGGGUGGUCCAGGAUGAGCAGCCCCCGGUCCAGGCCAACAUCACCCUGCGGGCUCAGGCGUCCCGGCUGAGGAAAGGCGGGAGCAGCUACUCUUACACCUUGCAAGGCCCCCCUCAGCGAUCAGAGCCGGGCACAAGCAUCCUACUGAAGUACACGUCGUCCGGAUUCCACACGCAGCACGUCACGGUGGCCUGGCUUAAGAACAACCACACGCUGCCGAACCCCCAGACCAGCGUCCACCUCAGCAGAGACACCUACAACGUGAGCAGCAGCGUGCGCGUCCCCCUGCAGGCUGGGGACGUGCGCUCCCAAGUCUUCUGCCUCGUCAUGCACAAGUCGAAAUUGGCUUUCCAGAAAACCAUCGCCCUGGACCAGUACCUCCGUGUUUCCCCUGCAGUGACAAUGUCUCAGGCUUCAAUGUCCUUGGACUUGGUAGCAAUUACUUGCCACGUGCAGAGAUUCUAUCCACAAAGUGUGCAACUCACCUGGCUGGAGAACUGCGAUACAUUCAAGGGAGCUGAGCCAGCCACACCCAAGAAGAAUGUUGAUGGGACCUACACCCUGGAAAGCUUGCAAUGGGUGAAUGCAUCAGGGCAUGGGUCUGAGAGGGUAUUCACCUGUAAGGUACAGCAUGAGGCACAGCCUCCCAUCUGGGCCAACCUCAUACUGUCCCCAGCAGCCCACGGGACAUACAAGCCCAUUGAAAACCCAGGUCCAGAGACACCUGCCCUUAUAUUUGUGGCUUUCCUCCUGGGCCUCAAGCUGCUGCUGGUGACGAGUUUCACAGUCACCUACAUCCACAGGUGGUGGAACCUGUAACAGCCCCCCCCUGCCUUCACCAAAGGCCUCAAUUGGAGGGAAGAAGCUGCAAGGACCUGCCCCUUACCUGAGACCCCUGCUCCUCAUUCUGCCAGCCCCACCUGCACAGGAGCUCCCUCCACACACCCUCCUGAUGUUGCUUCUCUCUGAUAAUAAAGCUGAGUCAAGGAUGGGCUUUGGUCACAGAGACUCAGGGAUGUCUGGACCUUGAUGCAUUGAGCUUCACACUGGCCCUGCCUCCACCCAAAACAGAACCAGAAACAUGAAGAGAACAAGUUUCACCUCCCCUCAUCAUAAACAACCCUUAAUAUUCCGAGCAGAUUUUACUUUUAUCCAGAGCUCUGCCAGUAUACUUUUAUUUUAACAAACAGAUAUUUGAAAUCACUAAGUUGAAUAAGCAUUUUACUAUUUUGAAAUAUAUAAAGAAUAUUAAUGGUAUCCAUGGACCUACCAUCUCUCUUUGCAAAACAUUCACAUAUUUCUAUUAUGUUCUCUGUUCCUUUUGAAAACACUGUCCUAAAUUGUGUGUUAAUCAUUUUCUAGCAUGAUUUUAUACUUUUACAACAUAUAUGUAUGUGAAAGGCCGAGGCCAGCGUGGCUUUCGGGUUCAAAGGCUUGGAGAAAGAGCUGACGCACAAAUUGACACACAAGACAAGAAAAAUUAAUUUUGAAAUUAUGGGGGGAAGCCAGGGGAAAACUCAACUGGAGAAGUCAACUUCCACUGAGUCUGUUCCUGUCUGCUUUUAUUUACUAGAAUACACAAUUGCCUUUUAGGAAUGCAAACAGACAUAUCAAUGGUAAUGUUUAGUAAACAGUAAGAUUAUCAGGGUUUGGGGGGGUUUGCUUUAGGCCAUUGAGUCAGCAGUAGGUAAUAAAAUGCAAAUUUACCCUGUGAAUAUCAAAGCCCAAACUCAGCCUUCUAGUGGACUUCUCGCAUUUAUAUUAAUUACUGUUGGUCUUGGUUUCCAGCAUAUGUAAAUCCUUAAGCAAUAUUUAGUAUUGCUUUGCAUGUUUUAAAUUUUAGGUAACUGCUAUUAUACUGUAUACAACAUUCUGGAACUUUAUUUGUAUGCUUCACACAGUUCUGUGUGUUUUAAUAAUGUUGAUAUAUGUAUCAGUAACUCCAUUGUAUUAAUUUUCCAUGCUCUACAGUUUUCUAUUGUAAGAUAUGCUGCAAUUUACAGAUUCUUCUCAAGAUGGUAGUAAAGCUCUAUCUAAAGUUUUGCUAGUGCAACUUUGCAACCAACACUAUAUCUUUGCUUCCCUGGCACAUAUGCAGAGCCCUUCUGGUUCCUCUUGUUUGGGCCAUGAGCAGCAGUGUUGUUAUCAUUUGGGAGCUUUUGUUUUAUAAAGAAAAGUUUUCAGUUUUUUAUCGAGUUUUGCUCUUUGCACGUACGCCUUUGACCUAGCCAUGUUUUUUCUGGUGUGUGUGUCUGUGUGUCUUAGA